Dissoconium aciculare CBS 342.82 is the source of this 967-nucleotide messenger RNA. Its product is annotated as ribosomal protein L22. The coding region runs from base 50 to 616 and encodes 188 amino acids. Gene Ontology annotation, molecular function: structural constituent of ribosome. The transcript has 4 exons. The record is from RefSeq and is a predicted model, not a curated record. Lineage: Eukaryota; Fungi; Ascomycota; Dothideomycetes; Mycosphaerellales; Dissoconiaceae. Gene Ontology annotation, cellular component: ribosome; cytosolic large ribosomal subunit. Gene Ontology annotation, biological process: cytoplasmic translation.
UUGAAGAUUGUCGAAACACGAUUUCGCAUCACCAACCACAAACGAUAAGAUGGUCCGAUACGCUGCCACCGCCAUUGAGAAUGGAAAGAGCGCCCGCUCGCGGGGUUCUUACCUUCGCGUCUCUUUCAAGAACACUCGCGAGACCGCCCAGGCCAUCAACGGCUGGAAACUCGAGCGCGCCAAAACCUACCUCGACAAUGUUCAGCAAAAGAGCGAGGCUGUGCCAAUGCGGAGAUAUGCCGGGAGCACUGGCCGUACUGCCCAAGGAAAGCAAUUCGGUGUUUCCAAGGCCCGAUGGCCCGUCAAGUCGGCUGAGUUCUUGCUCGGCCUUUUGAAGAACGCCGAGGCCAACGCCGACACCAAGGGACUGGACACCAGCAACUUGAUCAUCAAGCACAUUCAGGUCAACCAGGCCCCUAAGCAGCGCCGCCGCACAUACCGUGCCCACGGUAGAAUCAACCCUUACAUGUCCAACCCAUGCCACAUCGAGUUGAUCCUGACCGAGGGCGAGGAGGUCGUCCAGAAGGCUGCCCAGGCCGUUGAGCGUGCCGACGGUCAGCACUUGAACUCAAGGCAACGCGCCCAGCGUCUGCGCAAGGCUAUCACCUCUGCGUAGAGGAUUGAGUUGAACUUUUGACACGGGAGUUGGUUCAUUGGACGGUUGGCGCAUGUGGUCGCAUUCACAUCAUCGGCGGAUUCGCGAUAACGAUACCAAAUCAUGUUCUUACGAUCCAGCCGCCUGUUUCCUGACGGGUAUUUGCUGUACAGAUCAAUGAUUAUAAUGGCAUCAAAAUUCAUCAAUCACAAUUUCCAAUCGUCUUUACCCGACUCAACCACUGCACUUCCUUGAACGGCAUCUUUUGCUGCAUUUGCGGCAUCGUUGAACGCGUUAGGGUUGUGAAGAAAAUCUUCGUCGCCCGAAAAUCGCCUGCAAACGUGAAUGAGUCUAUGCUGUACUGUGAAAACU